Molecule: messenger RNA, 492 nt
Organism: Penicillium angulare
Lineage: Eukaryota; Fungi; Ascomycota; Eurotiomycetes; Eurotiales; Aspergillaceae
Exons: 1
Coding region: 1-492 (163 amino acids)
Source: RefSeq, a predicted model, not a curated record
AUGAAGUGGCUGAACAGCUCCUCGCCCGGCCUUGUCCUUCGAUACACUACCGAAUAUGUUCUGUCGCCCAUUGGAAAGCGCUACCUAGGAAGUGCAGACCACCCGAUCCGCCCCAAAAUCGCUUAUAUGUACGAGAAUCGUGAAAGAAAUACUCUUUGGUGGCGGGUAUCGACAUCAAAAAUCGGCGACUUCAAACGGGUGGUGCGCUCUUGGUGCGCACGCAGAGCACGCAUUGCAUUUCGUGAGGCACUGAAAAACCAAGGGUAUGACGAGUUGGGCAUACCGUUACCCGAUUCUCCUAAAGCUCAAACACGCCGAUUGACGGGAUCUUUGGAAAUCCUUUUCCAUCCAAAAUGCGUCAAUCAAAGUUCCGAAACGCUACAGCGUGACACCGAUCGCUGUCUAGAAGAGAUACUCCAACGACGGGAGAAAUUCUCAAAUCGUGACACUAAGAGACCUCGAAAAUGCCCUGGUUCUUCUGAUGACCAAUAA